CGCAAUGCACUUGAAGUCAAUCGUAUUGCGUAGUUUCGUUUCGAAUCGCUUUUGUUUGUUGACACGUGUGGCACGGGACGUGCUGGGACAGUAUUCAACAGUAUCAUUUCGAAAACGCAGUCAACGAGGAAACACUAUGUCUGAAGCAGAAAAUACGGGACUGGCCAGUCCAAGGGAGGAGGAGAGGGAGUCCCAGUCCCAAUCUCGGGGCGAACGGGAGCCUCGGUCCAGGAGCGUAUCGCCACAUACGUCCAAGGGCGAAUCGCGACAUUCGUCCAGGAGCGUAUCGUGGUAUCAGUCCCGGAGCGACUGGCAACUUUGCCGUAGGCGCGACACAGAGCAAGAGCUGAAGAGACAACUAAAGGAGGCAGACGAAGUACUGAAGAGACUAAUAAGGGAGAACAGCUACCUGAAAAGAAGAUUGCGACAGGCGAUAUAUUAUUAUGGCAGAGGAGGAAGAGGCGGAAGAGGAGGGGGAGCGACGAGAAAUGUUUACAUUUAUUUUAGAAAUAGAUGAAAUAUUAUCUAAAUAAAUAUAUUUUUUUAAUAUA
This is a messenger RNA of Hylaeus anthracinus, 551 nucleotides long. RefSeq lists its product as uncharacterized. Lineage: Eukaryota; Metazoa; Arthropoda; Insecta; Hymenoptera; Colletidae. The record is from RefSeq and is a predicted model, not a curated record. The coding region runs from base 5 to 517 and encodes 170 amino acids. The transcript is spliced from 3 exons.